AUGACUGGACAAAGCCUGCACCCAUUGCCCUUCAUCAAUUUGACUUCGGGGUUUGGCCUGACCAUUAGAGCCGUUCUACGUGGGACCAUCAGCUCGACCAGCAUCGGCUCCUACAACAGUAGCGCCCAGAUCUCCAGGCUAAAAAACAACCUUGUUUCUGUUAGUCCCCUCGCUCCGUUGUAUAAUCCUGAUACAGAUCUAGGUGAUCCACAGGCCACGGGCAACUGUAUUUAUCUGCAGACGGACUCUGUGACAUACAAUAUAACACCUCAAAAUGCAUCUAGAACGGCCGACUUUAUUUUCAGUGUACAUUCCUCGCAUGGACUGGAGACACAGGGCAAGAACCCAAAUGAUAAUGAACUAGAGACACAGGGCAAGAACCCAAAUGAUAAUGAAUUAGAGACACAGGGCAAGAACACAAAUGUUAAUGAUCUAGAGACACAGGGCAAGAACACAAACAAUAAUGAACUAGAUUCACAGGGCAAGAACACAAAUGAUAAUGAACUAGAGACACAGGGCAAGAACACAAAUGAUAAUGAACUAGAGACACAGGGCAAGAACACACAUGAUAAUGAACAAAAGACACAUGGCAAGAACCCAAAUGAUAAUGAACUAGAGACACAGGGCAAGAACCCAAAUGAUAAUGAACUAGAGACACAGGGCAAGAACCCAAAUGAUAAUGAACUAGAGACACAGGGCAAUAACCCAAAUGAUAAUGAACUAGAGACACAGGGCAAUAACCCAAAUGAUAAUGAACUAGAGACACAGGGCAAGAACACAAAUGAUAAUGAACUAGAGACACAGGGCGAGAACACAAAUGAUAAUGAACUAGAGACACAGGGCAAGAACCCCAAUGAUAAUGAACUAGAGACACAGGGCAAGAACCCCAAUGAUAAUGAACUAGAGACACAGGGGAAGAACCCAAAUGAUAAUGAACUAGAGACACAGGGCAAGAACCCAAAUGAUAAUGAACUAGAGACACAGGGCAAGAACACAAAUGAUAAUAAACUAGAGACACAGGGCAAGAACACAAAUGAUAAUGAACUAGAGACACAGGACAAGAACCCAAAUGAUAAUGAACUAGAGACUCAGGGCAAGAACACAAAUGAUAAUAAACUAGAGACACAGGGCAAGAACACAAAUGAUAAUGAACUAGAGACACAGGGCAAGAACCCCAAUGAUAAUGAACUAGAGACACAGAGCAAGAACCCAAAUGAUAAUGAACUAGAGACACAGGGCAAUAACCCCAAUUAUAAUGAACUAGAGACACAGGGCAAGAACCCAAAUGAUAAUGAACUAGAGACACAGGGCAAUUACCCCAAUUAUAAUGAACUAGAGACACAGGGCAAGAACCCAAAUGAUAAUGAACUAGAGACACAAGACAAGGACCCAAAUGAUAAUGAACUAGAGACACAGGGCAAGAACUAA
Molecule: messenger RNA, 1428 nt
Organism: Mya arenaria
Lineage: Eukaryota; Metazoa; Mollusca; Bivalvia; Myida; Myidae
Product: GATA zinc finger domain-containing protein 14-like
Exons: 3
Coding region: 1-1428 (475 amino acids)
Source: RefSeq, a predicted model, not a curated record